Messenger RNA from Sphenostylis stenocarpa, 357 nucleotides. The record is from the annotation of a GenBank genome assembly. Lineage: Eukaryota; Viridiplantae; Streptophyta; Magnoliopsida; Fabales; Fabaceae.
AUGAGUUUGAAGAUGACAAUACUGAUCCUUGGCCUGUUGGCCAUGCUCCUUUUGGCCUCCUCAGAGGUGGCCUCCUCCAAUGCCAAAGAGGUAUUUGUUUUAGUGACAAAUGGAGUUGGUGAUGCCAAAUAUCCGGGUGGAGGCAAUGGUGGUGGCUAUCCAGGAAACGGUGGUGGAUAUCCUGGGCAUGGUGGUGGCUAUCCUGGACAUGGUGGUGGAUAUCCUGGUCAUGGUGGUGGCCACCACUGUAGGUAUGGCUGUUGCGGUGGCCGGACAUACAACGGAGAUUGCAGAAGGUGCUGCUAUUACGCUGGUGAAGCUGUUGCUGCACAAACUCAGGAUAAAAAUCAUAAUUGA